AUGGGUGAAGUUGUGUCGGAUGGGCUGGUGUCGGGUGAUGGAGUGGGUGAAGUUGUAUCGGAUGGGCUGGUGUCGGGUGAUGGAAUGGGUGAAGCUGUGUCGGAUGGGCUGGUGUCGGGUGAUGGAGUGGGUGAAGUUGUGUCGGGUGGGCUGGUGUCGGGUGACGGAAUGGGUGAAGCUGUGUCGGAUGGGCUGGUGUCGGGUGAUGGAAUGGGUGAAGUUGUGUCGGAUGGGCUGGUGUCGGGUGAUGGAGUGGGUGAAGAAGUUGUGUCGGAUGGGCUGGUGUCGGGUGAUGGAGUGGGUGAAGUUGUGUCGGAUGGGCUGGUGUCGGGUGAUGGAGUGGGUGAAGUUGUGUCAAUGGGCUGGUGUCGGGUGAUGGAAUGGGUGAAGUUGUGUCGGAUGGGCUGGUGUCAGGUGAUGGAGUGGGUGAAGUUGUGUCAAUGGGCUGGUGUCAUGUGA
Haliotis rubra (blacklip abalone) is the source of this 459-nucleotide messenger RNA. RefSeq names its product cell wall protein IFF6-like. NCBI's taxonomy places the organism in Eukaryota, Metazoa, Mollusca, Gastropoda, Lepetellida, Haliotidae. The record is from RefSeq and is a predicted model, not a curated record. Bases 1 to 459 code for a protein of 152 amino acids. The transcript has a single exon.